This is a messenger RNA of Megachile rotundata (alfalfa leafcutting bee), 2957 nucleotides long. RefSeq lists its product as uncharacterized. The record is from RefSeq and is a predicted model, not a curated record. Lineage: Eukaryota; Metazoa; Arthropoda; Insecta; Hymenoptera; Megachilidae.
AUGGCGUUAAAGAAGAAGGCCACGAAAGUGCAAGAACAACUUUAUAUGCUCGAGGUGAUGAUCGAUGGAAUAACCUUGAAUCCUGAACGAGGCGUUUCUGAGGAUCUGAUCGUUCGCGUGAGGUUCACCGAUCUACCGGAAUGCGAGAUAUCGGUUCCUAACAAGAACAUCGAAAAGGAGGAUGCUAGUCCUAACGAAUUCGGGUACGGAAAGACUUGUUUGUUCAGCAAAACGCCCAGCUGCCUGAUCAGAGCCAUGCGAUGGUCGCCGCUGUAUUUGGAUGCGUAUCGUUUAGAGCCCACCUGCCCUACGAAAGAAAAUCAAACUUUCCUGGGUACAGCGAGGAUAUCCUUGCCCACCUGUAUGUGCAACCACGUAGCCAAAACCCAGAAAGAAAGCACACCAACCUCCACGCCGUGUGUAGUGAAAAAAACGUUCGACCUGAUCGGUUCCGAAAGCGAAACAAUUGGCAGGGUAUCGGUGGUCCUCAGAUUGUCCUGUUUCGGCAGCUCGAUCGUCAAACAGUUCUCUUUGAACGAGAAGUCCUUCGUUCUGGAGGAUUCGCCGCUCCAGAAAUUCCUGUGCCCUUAUCUGACUCCCGAAGGUAAAAAGGAUCCAAAGGAUGAGAAUGAACCUUUGCUGAAAAGGCCGGAUUCUCCUCCGCGAAUUUCGAUGGACGAUCCCGCCUUCAAGACCCUGACCUCCGCCGAGAAAUUAAACGACCCGAAGUACAGAGAGUUGGUGUACAAAACGUAUCCCGACCAGCCAACGUGUUGCUGUCUUCCACCGAAUCGUACGACGCAUCCCAUGAAGUGUCGGUCGGGUUGCACUCGUCCCUGCUGCAUGAAGCUGAGGAACCCAAAAAUUUUGGACACGCAGAAAGACAGACACGUGGACGACGCAUUAGCUAACACGUACUGCGUGAAUAAACCUCUGCGGUUGCUAGAUCAGUAUACUCCUCGCAGCAACCAGAGUCGUCUGAGAGGCGGCGCUGAUGUGGAGCAGCUUUACAUAGGCCCGUCCACUAUAAGAUGGAACGACGACGCGGACUACAGCUGGUACAAAGAGAAACCUAACCAGGAAAGUCGUAUGGAAGGCGGAGGAGAAAUCCAAUUUUCCAGCUGCAGCUGUUCUGGUAGCCCGACGGCGGUUCCACUCCGUUCGACCUCGUCCAAAGACAGAGACGUGGUAACCACUUUCGACGCUUGUCAGCCUCGCAUCACGUCGACUGGGCCAAAGCCCACUUGCCCUUGCCCGGGUAAAGAAGCAUCGUCGUGGCCCAGGGGUGCAGCUAGGUGCAUGAAUAAACCCUGCAUGGGGAUCGACUGCUUGAUACGAGCCUUCGAGGAAGCUCAGGAGUUCGUCAACUCCAUUGGCAAAGUGCCAGGCAUGCGCGGACUCGGCCUGAUGGACCCCUCGGAGAGCCCCUACUUCGGCAGGGACAUCGACAAGGACUACGUGACCCAGGAACCUGAGGCGCAGAAGAAAAAGCCAGGGGCUCAGCAAAGAGCGGACGCUCCUAGAUGCACCGCUCCUUGCAGCCUGAACAUGGGCAGACCCGACGACGGUCAGGCCCGGAUAGGUGCACCCUACACACCUACCGCCACUGUUGGACUACCAAUACCGCCUCGACUGGGAAUCGUACGGGAAGCUAUACCCGUUUUACCGGAAGUCGCCUCGGUGGCUGGGACCGGGAAGCACAAGAAGGCGCACGAGAAGAGGGACGAGAAGACGGACAAGUUCGACCCCAAAGUCCCCCCGUUGACAGACACGGAGGUGGGUCCCUGCGGCGAACCCAAGUGCAAGUCAAGGAGAAAGAAGCCUGCGGACACUAUGAGUCUCAACCAAAGCGAAAACAUAACCUUCAGAAUGAAGGCCGAUGUGAAAAAACCGAAGUCGCGAAAUCGCAAGAAGAAGGAAAAAGGGAAAAGAGGUCGUCGCGAAAAUAAUCCACAGAGUAGUGCGCUCAGCAAAACCGGUAUGAAAGUCGGAGGCUCAGGUCUGCAGGGUAAGAUUGAUCCCAGAGAUAGCGAGAAGAUGAUGCGCAAAAUGGGGCCAGUGGGACCUGGCGGUGAUCUGUAUUCUGGCAUGCCACUCAACGUCAGCAGGAAAGUAAUGCGGUAUGUUUACUUUGUCGGUGACUAUUAUCCGGGAAUAGUGUACGGGCACAAGGACUGCAUCCAGAUACCUAUGAGAGUUCCAGCGAAUAUGGGCUGGCUAUGGAACACCAUGACCACAGCGGGAAAACUGAAGCCGCGUAUCGGGUGGAAACCUGGAGCGAUCGGUCGGUACUUGUACGAAAUGCUGCAGGAGGCGAAGGAGAUCUCGAUGGAGCGUUCAAGAAUCGGACCUGAACGAACCAGAUCGGCACCCUCGCGAGGCAGAGCCUCUCCAAGGAGGCGGGACGACAAAACUAGGGGCUUCCAGACCAUUCAGCAGAUGAAGAUGGAGGGCGAGGACGAGGACAUUGAAGCUCCGCCGACUUUGCACAUCCACAGGAAAGAUGGCACUUAUUAUGUGACCAUGUACCCAAUCAAGCAGGAGACACCGGGUGAACCACGUGUGACCGAACCGUCGAAACCGCUUCAGUUCAAGAUCGUGAAGAACAAGGACGAUGCGUCGGUCGCCUCCAGUUCCACGGCCUCCGACAUGGAAAUCGAAUUUUCACCUCCUGCGGCGGUCAGCAGAUACCGCAAAAAGCCGGACGUUGUUCAUAUCGACACGCAAGUUCGACAGCAAGAGAUCUUAGAUGCGGUUAGGGUGGACACCACUAGAAAGGGGGGCAGAAGGAAGCACGACCCUGUGGAGUCUAAGAUGGACUCUGCUAAAAAGAAAGAUAAAAAGGAGGAUGAAGCUGCGAAGAAAGAUAAAAUGAAAAAAGACAAGAAAGGUAAAAAGUAAUGAGGAUUAAUGAUUAUAUAAAGAUUUCUAUUAUUUAGGUUUCAAAAUAUGUAUCU